UUAGAUUCUCAUUUAAUCACUUGGUAUGGAAUUUAGUUCUUUUUCAGUUGAAUUUUGCUCAAACUAAUGUUGUAUCUCUUUUCAACCUUCAAGAAGGCAGGCCUGGUUACAAGUUCAGUAUUUAUCAUAUGCUUGUGAUUUUACUGUUAGCUGAGUACAUGCAUCCCUCUUUUCAAGAAGCCAAGAAGGUUAUAGUUUCUAGAGGAUUGGGAUAUGAAAGUUCCCAUUAAAGCAAUUUUUUAUCAUUCAAGUAUAAGAGCAAACUAGAGAACAGGAUUUUGAUUGUGCUCAAGUACAGAUUGAAACCUUUGGUUACUCCUCAUUGCUCUAAUGGGGAUAUAAUCAUUCUUGAAACAUGCCUCAAACUCCUAAAAAAUCAUUCUUCUCCUUCUCUCUUAUUCCCUUCCUUCUGGUGUAUACACUCAUCCGCUUCGACUCAUCUUUAUUCGUUCAACUCCUGAAGUUCCCUCAAUGUCAAACACUAACUAUGCCUGAAUCAGUAGAUUCUGAGCCAUUUAUUUCUAGUAGCUCUGAUGAUUGCCACCAUCACCAGAAGCAACAAUCUGAUAGCAAAAAUUAUAUUGUUCGAUUUUAUCAGUAUAGAAAAGCUGAAGAUCACUGGAAUUAUCUUCAAGAUAACUUGAAGUUUAAGGGAUGGCAAUGGAUUGAGAGGAGAAAUCCGGCUGCAAGAUUUCCUACUGACUUUGGUUUGGUGGCAAUAGACAAGUCAGCAAAAGAACUUUUGCUAGAAAAGUUCAUAGAAUUGAAUCUUGUAAAAGACGUUUCAUUGGAUUUGAGCUAUCAAAGGAUAGUUCUUGAAGAGAAGAGUGAGAAGAUUGGAGCUUUUGCCAAUGGGAAGAAGAGGCCAGGGAAGAUUUUUUCUGCUAUGUCCUUCAGUGAAAGUCAAAAUUAUGCAGUGGCCAAUAAUAGUAAAUUGAAGAUUAGCUGGAAAAGACAUCUAUUGAUGCAGAAACCUCAAGUCACAUCCCUCUUCGGGGCACAUGCACUUUGGUCAAAAGGGAUUACUGGUGCUAAAGUCAAAAUGGCAAUUUUUGAUACAGGUAUUCGGGCAGGUCACCUUCAUUUUCGUAAUAUCAAGGAACGCACAAAUUGGACCAAUGAAGAUACAUUGAAUGACAAUGUAGGACAUGGGACAUUUGUAGCUGGUGUCAUUGCUAGUCAGGAUGAAGAAUGCCACGGUUUUGCUCCAGACACAGAGAUCUAUGCUUUCCGUGUAUUUACAGAUGCACAGGUCUCUUACACAUCGUGGUUUCUUGAUGCAUUUAAUUACGCAAUUGCAACCAACAUGGAUGUGCUGAAUUUGAGCAUAGGUGGACCUGAUUAUUUGGAUCUCCCUUUUGUGGAGAAGGUCUGGGAGCUUACCGCAAACAACAUUAUCAUGGUUUCCGCUGUUGGAAAUGAUGGACCACUUUAUGGUACUCUAAACAACCCUGCAGAUCAAAGUGAUGUUAUUGGUGUCGGUGCUAUUGAUUAUAGUGAUCAUGUAGCCUCAUUUUCAUCACGUGGCAUGAGUACUUGGGAAAUUCCUCAUGGUUAUGGCCGUGUGAAGCCAGACCUUGUUGCUUAUGGACGUGAGAUUAUGGGAUCCAAAAUCAGCACAGGUUGUAAAAGAUUAUCUGGCACAAGCGUGGCCAGUCCUGUGGUUGCUGGCGUAGUAUGCCUCCUUGUUAGCAUUGUACCUGAGAACAAGCGAAAGGGCAUUCUAAAUCCAGCCAGCGUCAAACAAGCACUGGUUGAGGGGGCAACAAAGCUUUCCGGUCCCAGCUUAUAUGAGCAGGGUGCUGGCAGGGUUAACUUGUUGGAGUCAUAUGAAAUUUUGAAACACUAUAAACCUCGAGCAAGCAUCUUUCCCAGUGUUCUUGAUUACACUGAUUGCCCUUACUCUUGGCCAUUUUGCCGUCAACCACUUUAUGCAGGUGCAAUGCCAGUUAUAUUUAAUGCCACUAUUUUAAAUGGAAUGGGUGUAGUUGGUUAUGUUGAGAGCCCGCCUACAUGGCAUCCUUCCAAUCAUGAAGGUAACCUUCUUAGCAUCCGUUUUACUUAUUCAGAUGUCAUUUGGCCUUGGUGUGGUUAUCUAGCACUACACAUUCAAAUCAAGGAAGAAGGAGCUCAAUUUUCAGAAGAAAUUGAAGGCAACAUAACUGUCAAAAUCUACAGCCCACCAGCUGUAGGCGAAAAGAGUCGGCGAAGUAGUGCCUGUGUCCUGCACUUGAAACUGCAAGUGAUUCCUACACCACCAAGAUCUGUACGGAUAUUAUGGGAUCAAUUUCACAGUAUAAAGUAUCCACCAGGUUAUAUUCCGAUAGAUUCCUUUGAUGUUAGGAAUGAUUUACUUGACUGGCAUGGGGAUCACCUGCAUACAAAUUUUCAUUCACUGUUUAACAUGCUAAGAGAUGCUGGAUACUAUAUAGAAACUCUUGGCUCCCCUCUCACAUGUUUUGAUGCGAAUCAGUAUGGGACGCUUCUCCUGGUGGAUCUCGAGGAUGAGUACUUCCCCGAAGAGAUAAAGAAGCUACAGGAUGAUGUCAUUAAUUCAGGUCUUGGUCUGGCUGUAUUUGCUGACUGGUAUAAUGUGGAUUCAAUGGUAAAGAUGAGAUUCUUUGAUGGUAAUACACAUAGCUGGUGGACACCAGUCACAGGAGGUGCCAAUGUUCCUGCUUUGAAUGAUCUUUUGGCUACCUUUGGGAUUGCAUUUGGUGAUAAAAUUCUAAAUGGUGAUUUUUUCUUCUCCAGUAAACAGAAUCGGUAUGCAUCUGGGACUGACAUUUUGAAGUUCCCGAGCGGUGGAUACUUGCACAGCUUUCCAUUCCUAGAUAGAUCGCAGAGCAUGGCCACUCAGAAUGUCAUAUUACCCGGCAUGGCCAAGAUAGAUUCACCUAUUCUUGGUUUUUUGGAGGUUGGUGGGGGUGGAAUUGCAGUAUAUGGAGACUCUAACUGUUUGGACAGCAGCCAUAUGGUUGCCGAUUGUUAUUGGCUUCUGAAGAAAAUAUUAGAUUUUACUAGCAGAAAUGAAAAAGACCCUGUACUUUUCUCAGAUUCAGUUAGACAAAAUACACCGUUAUAUGUUGACAAUAACAAGUUGCCAUCCCGCAGAACAGAUGUAAAUUUUUCUAUGUAUUCUAGUGUUGUUGGAAAGGAGUUGAUCUGCGAGCGUGACUCAAGAUUUGAAGUAUGGGGAACAAAGGGUUACAAUUUACCGUCCAGAAGAAAGAACUGCAGAUUGCCUGCCUAUCCUGGCAAUAACUUGGGUACAGGUCUCAAUUCUACUGUUGAAACUAAUUCAGCUCAGAAGAAUGGAGACUCUCUUGAGAACAAGUACUGGAGUUCAUUUUACAAAGAUGACAUUGACAUGCCUCUACUAGUUACUAGUCAUUGGUUUGUGCCAGCAAUUGUUGCCAUAAUUGGUCUAAUGCUCUUAUUCUGGGGCAUGCAACAGCGUGGCAUGAGGAGGAGAAGAUCUAGCUCAGGCCAUUUUUCUAGUUUAUAGCCCUAAUUUGACGUGGAUUAUACUUUUUUUGAUGUGCUUUCUAAGGUUUUGUGAUAUGAUUUAAGCAAUAUAUAUUGACAAAGCAAGCUAACUAAAUAUAGCAGGCUGAUAAUUCCGUUUUCCUUUGUUACCAUAUCAGACUUUGAAAUACUGGAUAAUUCUUCAAGAAACUUGGUUAUACCAGAUUAUUUUUCAUACACGCGCGAUUCUGAGAUGUAUUGUUGGACUAU
Solanum dulcamara is the source of this 3738-nucleotide messenger RNA. Its product is annotated as subtilisin-like protease SBT6.1. The transcript has 10 exons. Lineage: Eukaryota; Viridiplantae; Streptophyta; Magnoliopsida; Solanales; Solanaceae. The record is from RefSeq and is a predicted model, not a curated record. Gene Ontology annotation, biological process: proteolysis. Gene Ontology annotation, cellular component: Golgi apparatus. The coding region runs from base 356 to 3508 and encodes 1050 amino acids. Gene Ontology annotation, molecular function: serine-type endopeptidase activity.